Molecule: messenger RNA, 4357 nt
Organism: Dreissena polymorpha
Lineage: Eukaryota; Metazoa; Mollusca; Bivalvia; Myida; Dreissenidae
Product: cysteine-rich with EGF-like domain protein 2
Exons: 8
Coding region: 363-1433 (356 amino acids)
Molecular function (GO): calcium ion binding
Source: RefSeq, a predicted model, not a curated record
GUAACAUUUCAAGACCGAUAAUCAGGCGUGGCGAAAUUUGAUUGGUGCCUAGAACGUCCAACAUGGUCUAGUUGUAAUUUUGUGAAAUGUCAGUUGAGUUUUCUAUUGAACUCCGUUAUAUCGAUGAUAAGACAUUUUAUUCCGGCGGUGUUUUUUGGUGUAUUACAGCACACUUUAUGGAUUUCAGCUAAUGCCAUUGAGAUAGUGACUUGUUUUCGUUGACUUUUGUUGUGACAUUUGGCGUGACAUAAUGAAAGCAAUCCAUUGUUAUUGUUUAGUUUAAGUCUUGAUUCUAGAAGUGACUGAUUAACUUAAAUAUAUAAUUAUAGUUUUGAAGCAACAUUGAUACCAGGGCGGUGGAAAUGCAUGUUAAGAAGGUUUUCUCAGUUUUUAUUCUGCAUAUUUUUAUAAUUUUAUAUAUUCUACUGCCAUUGUCUGAUGCUGGGAAAGAGAAAUGCAGCACUUGUAAAGAUAUCGUGGAAAACUUCAAAGAGGGCCUCGAGAAAACGAAGAAAUCUAACUUUGGUGGUGGCAAUACAAGAUGGGAAGAAAAAUCCUUGGGCACAUGGGCACAUAGUGAAACACGUCUAGUAGAAAUUUGGGAAAAUCAUUUGUGCAAAUAUGAUGCAAAAGAAUGUCAUUUCAUGGCAGAAAAACAUGAGGAGGAUCUGGAAGAUUUCUGGUUCAAUGUACAUGCCAAGGAUGAACAAGUGGACAUGCAUCAGUGGUUCUGUGUAAAUAGAAUCAAAGUCUGCUGCCCUAAAAACACAUAUGGCCCCAAAUGUUCUCCUUGCAAGGGAGGUCCUGCUAGGCCUUGUGGUGGAAAUGGAAGAUGUGAUGGUGAAGGCACACGGGAAGGCACAGGGAAAUGUGACUGUAACAGUGGUUACCGCGGUGAUAUCUGCGAGGAAUGCACAGAUGGCUUCUUUGAAGAGAGCAAAAAUGACACACACACAGUCUGCACGUCGUGUCAUGAGUCCUGCAAGUCCACAUGCUGGGAAGCGGGGCCUAAGGGGUGCGAUGAGUGCAAAAACGGGUGGAGUAAAUCUGAGGAACACGGCUGCCAAGAUAUAGAUGAAUGUUUGAACUCUCUGUGUGCAGAGAAUCAGUACUGUUCCAAUACUCAGGGGUCCUACAACUGUGCCACUUGUCAUAGGUCUUGUGCCGGCUGUGCAGGGUAUGGUGCACAUAAAUGUGCGGCGUGUAAGGAGGGGUACAGACUAGAGGCCGAACACUGUACAGAUCUAAAUGAGUGUACAGAAGACCCCACUCUUUGUACAGGUGAUAAGCAGACCUGUGUGAAUACAGACGGUAGUUAUGAGUGUAAAUGUGAGGAUGACAUGAUCUACGAUCAAGGAAGCAAACUCUGCAUUCCAAAGCCUAAGGAUGAAGAGCAGAAUGGCGAACAUGAGGAGACAAAGGAUGAAUUAUGAUGACACUGUUGUCUAGCAACAAAACAGCCUGCUUUCAUUUUGAAUUGAAUGAUCACUUGUUUUUUAUUAGCUCGGCUGUUUUCGGAGAAAACCCGAGGUAUUUUCAUAGCCAGCUCGUCGUGUCGUGUUGUCUGCCUGCGUUGUGCUAAAACUUUGACAAAGUGCUUCCACCUACAGCUUUGAAACUUCAUAUGUAGAUGCACCUUGAUGAGUUCUACACGCCACACCCAUUUUUGGGUCACUAGGUCAAAGGUCAAGGUCACUGUGACCUCUAAAAAAAAUUCUGACAAGCUUUCUUUUAUUAAAAAAUGUACCCACAGCCGAGCGUUGGCACCCGUUUGUUUGUUUAAAGUUAUUAUGCCCCACUUCCAAGAAGAGGGGGUAUAUUGUUUUGCUCAUGUCGGUAGGUCGGUCCAUCCGUCCGUCCACAAGAUGGUUUCCGGAUGAUAACUCUAGAACACUUAGGCCUAGGAUCAUGAAACUUCAUAGGUACAUUGAUCAUCACUGGCAGAUGACCCCUAUUGAUUUUCAGGUCACUAGGUCAAAGGUCAAGGUCACAGUGACUCAAAAUAAUAAAAUGGUUUCCGGAUGAUAACUCAAGAAUGCUUAGGCCUAGGAUCAUGAAACUUCAUAGGUACAUUGAUCAUGACUGGCAGAUGACCCCUAUUGAUUUUCAGGUCACUAGGUCAAAGGUCAAGGUCACAGUGACUCGAAAUAGUAAAAUGGUUUCCGGAUGAUAACUCAAAAAUGCUUACGCCUAGGAUCAUAAAACUGCAUAGGUACAUUGAUCAUGACUGGCAGAUGACCCCUAUUGAUUUUCAGGUCACUAGGUCAAAGGUCAAGGUCACAAUGAUUCAUUAUUUGUGUUUGUCCAAAACUUUAACCUUGGUUAAAGUUUUGCAAUAUUUAAUAUGGUUUCCGUAUGAUAACUCAAGAAUGCUUACGCUCAUGAAACUUCAUAGGUACAUUGAUCAUGACUGGCAGAUGACCCCUAUUGAUUUUCAGGUCACUAGGUCAAAGGUCAAGGUCACAGUGACUCAAAACAGUAAAAUGGUUUCCGGAUGAUAACUCAAGAAUGCUUACGCUCAUGAAACUUCAUAGGUACAUUGAUCAUGACUGGCAGAUGACCCCUAUUGAUUUUCAGGUCACUAUGUCAAAGGUUAAGGUCACAGUGACUCGAAACAGUAAAAUGGUUUCCUGAUGAUAACUUAAGAAUAAUAAGGCCUAGGAUCAUGAAACUUCAUAGGUACAUUGAUCAUGACUGGCAGAUGACCCCUAUUGAUUUUCAGGUCACUAGGUCAAAGGUCAAGGUCACAGUGACAAAAAACGUAUUCACACAAUGGCUGCCACUACAACUGACAGCCCAUAUGGGGGCAUGCAUGUUUUACAAACAGCCCUUGUUAGUUUAUUGAUUGAUUGGUAAUUUAUUUUACGUCAGUUUUACGAGUUAAUUACAAUCUGUUUAGAAUGUGAAUGUAAGUAUGUGUGUUGACUAAUUUCAUUUAAUGUCACAAACUGUGUACCAUACAGCAUUUUUUGACAGUCAUGUAUGGGUUAUCAGUUUUUGUUCACAGUCAAAACUGAGAACAGCGGUCAGUCAAGGGAAAUGGCCAAAGUGACUGUUGUUGCUAGAUGACUGCUUUUUAGAUGGUUGGUCAGUUGGUAGUUAUGCUACGUCGUUACCCCACUUAGCCGUUUGCACACAGUCUAAAACAAAAAGUCAAUGCCGAUAACUAAGCAUAAUAACAUAAAUAACUUCUAUUGAAUAAUACAGAUUAAUAUCUUAUAAAUUGAUUCAAUUUCAUACCCAUUUUUAAACUAAAUCUAUGACGUUAUUAAAGAUAGUAUUGUUGUUAUUAAACUCAAGCAUCUUGUUCAUUCAGUAAAUCUGACAGUUCGUGUUACAUUCAUUGGGAGAUAUUUUACAUAAAGGUUGUCGUGUGUCAUUGAUGUCCAAACAAGUAUUAAAAGUGGAUUGGCUGUCAUAAUCAAAAGUACGGUAUAACUGUAUCUUUCUCAUUCAAAGAAAUAGACGCAAAAAUCUUGUAAAAAUGUGUUAAUAUGCAAAAAUCACACAAACAGCACUUUCAUUCAUACUUAAAACAAUCAAUUAUUAAUUACAUAUUUUUUGUAACUUGAAACAAUUCUGUUUCAUAAAUUCCUAAAGUUUGUUUUUAAAUUGCAAUUCAAUGUCUGUAUUGCCUUGUUAGACGAUCAUUAAUCCUUUUAUUGCCUUCUUAUAACCACACUUGCCAGCUUAGUGUUGUUUUAAACACCUUAUCGGUUCGACUUUGUCAGGCACUCAUGCUUUGUCAUUUUGACUGCAGCCCAUAAUUGCUACAAAUACAAAUUGUUAUUGUUACUUGCAUCUGUUUCAUGCAAUCAAAAUUUAACUUCAAUUGUGACUGUUGUUCUCAGUUCAAAAAUGACUUUCAAAGUAAAAUAUACUGGCUGUUGGCGGUUUCGGACUGUAGACCAUUAUUCUCAAGUGUAAUAGAGAGUGAUUUUCAUUGGAGGGAAUCCAGACAUACCCUUGUCUGCAAUUGACCGUUGUUCUCAGUUGACCGCUAGGUCAGUUAUGACUGUUUAUUAAAUGUAAUGCUGGUUGUUCAAGUUUAUAUGAAGAAAAGGGUCAUUAAUGAGGUCAUUUUACAUGUAUCCUAAGGGAAAUUGCUUUCUAUCUGUCAGGCAUUGUUUGAAAUAAAUGAUUGUUUUCUAUGGAUGUAUUGUGUUUUUGGAGUUCAUUUAGCGCACUAUCUAGUGUAAGUCUAGAGUGUAGAUCAAGAUUGAAACAAGCACAGUGAUGUUGAGAUUGUCCUCUACUGAUUGGAAUAAAUGUUAACAUGUGUUUAUUGUUUGAUUUAAACUGUUACAUGAAUAUGUUUGUAGCUAUUGGAUUACAUAAAUUAUUAAAAUAUUUAUAA